GGCUGCAUGGUGCUGAUUUGGAGCAGCUGGUAAUGACUGCAAGAUCUAAGCUUUGAGUUCAGCGGCGCAGAGACACCGUCACAUCACUGACUGAAAGGAGGCGGCUUUUGUGUCUGAAUCAGCAGAGAUUGCAGAUGAGGUGCCGCUAUUGUCUUUUCAUGUGAAACCGAGAUGCUGUUGAGAGAGUGAAGUUUGGAUCUAAAGCCAAGUCAACUUUCAUUUGGAUCAUGAUGAAAUAUGUGCAUGUAGUUGCACAGUGAGGCAGACUUCAUUGAACGUAAUGGAGGCUCAGUUUGGCCUAGGCUAAGGCAUCUCUGAUCUUCUCUCCUCCUUUACACUCUCUUGCCCUCCUCUCAUUCACUCGAGAGGAGGGGUACAUUAUCUCCUGUACCACCCUUGACAGCAAACAGUGGUUAAUUUCAAACGUAAAGAGGCAAACACUCUGAUUCAAGCAAACAAUCGGGUGCCGAUGAAGUCCCGCCAGACAUUGAAGGAGGAGGUGUCCGGCUCAGAGACAAUGUCGCAAGAGGAGGGGCAAAUGACUCAAUCCUCCCAAACGUACUUCCACAACGCCUCCGCUCCCGAUGCAGAGCUAUCGGCGAAACUGUACAAGCGAGAAGCCGCUGCCAAACCGUACUCUGUGGUCAUUGACAACACGGUGGCUGUGAGGCCAGAGUCGCAUAUGUCCUCAGACCUGAAUACCCAUCCUGCCCCGACUCAACCGUUUUACCGGGAAGGGUCCGGAGCAGCUGUGACGAAGAGUGGAAAUGGAGGGACGUCAGAAGAUUCUGAAGCUGAAGAGGGAGCCGGGGCAGAGGACGAAUUUAAACGAGGGCAGAUCAUCGUAGAGGUCAACCUCAAUAAUCAGACUCUGCACGUAUCCAAAGGAGAUGAUGCGGAAAGUAUGAACACUGCAGGAGAUGACAAGAGCAAUAGUGAGGAAGAAGAAGAUGAUGAUGAUGAUGAGGAGGAGGAGGAAGAAGAAGAAGAUGACAGCAUUGAAGAAGACUACAGCGAUGAGGACGAUCAAGAUGAAGAGGAGGAGAACAACAAUCGGCGAACAAGAGCACAACGGGCGCACAGGGGUAGAGCAGCUUCUUCGCCGCGUCGCAAGAGUCGUCGCGUAGCCCCUUCGUCGACAGGAAACGUAACCACAACGAACGCCAGUGUGACAACCAGGGGGCGGAGGAAGAAUGCAAACUCCCCGCGCCAAAAGCGUAGACCUGCCAAGGAGGCCAAAGGCUCCACCGCCUCUGCCUCUGGAGCCAAGGGAGAGGGUGAGGAGAAAGAGACGCUAGUGUGUGAAAAAUGUCCACGUGUGUUCAACACCCGCUGGUACCUGGAGAAGCACAUGAAUGUGACACACAGACGCAUGCAGAUCUGCGACAAGUGCGGAAAGAAGUUCGUGCUGGAGAGUGAACUCGCUCUUCACCAGCAGACGGACUGCGAGAAGAACAUCCAGUGUGUGUCAUGUAAUAAGUCCUUUAAGAAGCUGUGGUCCCUCCACGAGCAUAUUAAGAUUGUCCAUGGAUUUGCAGAGAAGAAAUUUGCCUGUGACAUUUGUGAGAAGAAAUUCUACACCAUGGCCCAUGUCCGUAAGCACAUGGUUGCUCACACAAAGGACAUGCCAUUUACCUGUGAAACCUGUGGAAAAUCUUUUAAACGCAGCAUGUCUCUGAAAGUGCAUUCACUGCAGCAUUCAGGAGAGAAGCCCUUCCGCUGUGAGAACUGCGACGAGAGGUUCCAGUACAAAUACCAGCUGCGGUCUCAUAUGAGCAUUCACAUAGGACACAAGCAGUUUAUGUGCCAGUGGUGUGGCAAAGACUUCAACAUGAAGCAGUAUUUCGAUGAGCACAUGAAGACACACACAGGUGAGAAGCCAUUCAUCUGUGAGAUCUGUGGGAAGAGUUUCACCAGUCGGCCCAAUAUGAAGCGGCACCGGCGCACACACACCGGGGAAAAGCCGUACCCUUGCGAAAUCUGCGGCCAGCGUUUCCGCUUUUCCAACAUGCUUAAGGCGCACCGAGAGAAGUGUUUCCGGGUCACCAGUCCGGUGACCCUUCAGCCUGCCAGCAUGGGGCUUUCCAUUCACCUUACCAGCCACACCCCUUCUUCAAGCCACACCCCAACACCAACCCAGCCCGCUCAGUCAACGCCCGUGGGCCCCGUAAUGAUCAGUCCUGCCACGGGAGGGCCUCUGCCGCAACGUGCGGUCACCGUUCAUGGCUUCUCUCAUUUGCACAUGCAGACCGUGCCCGCACAACAUCACCCUGCCCACACUCACACUCCUGUCCAUCACACAGGACACGCCCCCAUGACGAGCCACGCCCCUCAGCCAAUCUCAGUGCAGCCUUCUGUCCUGCCUCCUCCCCCCGCCCUAUUUAAGAGCGAGCCAAUAAACCACUGCGCCCACGAGGACGCCUACCUGCGACAGGGCGCUGCUCCGCAACACCACUGAAACACUCUCUUGAACACAAACUCACGAAUGUGAAAUCAGGUGCUUGCUGGAGAAUAGGGCGGACAGACUGACGUCACACAUCGGUUUAAUUCUCACCGGAAUCGGAAACCGGUGAAAUGCAACAUGUAUGUAUGUGUAUGUGUGUGUGUGAUACAAAACUGAAACUACAAACCUAAUUGCCACUAGCACUCGUGACCAAACAGGAUUGUUAGACAGCUAAUCUCUGUGAACUGAUCUCAAGAACUUCAUAAAGCAUUACUAGGAUUCACUUCACAUCACUUCAAACUCUUGUCACAAUGAUCAAGAUGCCAUUGGGGUUUCAAUGGCACAACACAUUUCUUUCUCUUUCUCUGCCUCUUUAUCGACUCAGCUGCUUUUGCAAAGGUUCUACGGGUUCAAACGUCCACAAGUUAAAGGUCUACAUUUCACAAAUGCAGUGUCUUUAGAAAUGCAGGUCUUCCCGACAACUGAAAAUAUUCAUAUUCUAGUACACAAGUCUUCACACAAACAUAGUAUACAGCACUUAAGCAGUAAACUCAGUGUAGUCUAUAUGACUGAAACUUUUCUGUUGCCUGAUUGUGAUUGUCAGUGAUUUUAUUAAAAUAUUUGAGUUUUCUUUCUUUUUUUAAUUCAAUAAAAAUAUGCUUACUGGGUAAUGCCUGUAGCUCUCCGGCGUGUUCAGUCGGAGGUUGAGACUGUUAAGGAAGACCGAUGCUGUGAUGUGUCGUAGGUAGACUGCAACUAAUGGUGAAAAAAAGAUCAUUAAUUAAUUUUACUGUAUGUUCCAUACAAUCUAACUCACUUAACCAAUAUUUUUAUUUGUAUAAUGUAGAUAAACAUGCUCUGUGAGACUUUAAAAAUGAAAAAAGUGUGUGUGUGUGUGUGUGUGUGUCUUUGUAGCUGAUCAUAUGCCUGUGGUGCUGGUAUCAAAAGCUGCUUUUUAGUUGCUCUGUCUUUUCCUGGUACAUGGUUCUUUAUCAUGCUGAUGAGUAGUGUGUGUGUGAGAGAGAGAGUGAGUGAGUGAGUGUUAAAAUGGUGGCGUUAGGAGCAGCACAGAUAAAGUGAUGGGAAGUCUUGAGUCAAUCAGACUUGAUUGAUUGUGAUUUUUUUUUGUCCUCUCAUUAGACCAUCUGUCCUCUGCACUUUACUGACAAGUAAAAGGUUUGCGUAACUGACAAAGAAUUGUUUAUCACGUGUCUGACACGUGAAAGAUGGCUGACUGUUGGAAAAUGGGGAGAAUCACAUGGGGAUUUGGUUGGGAUCCCUUGUUAUACAUCAAAUAAUUAGUUUGUCCUAUAAGAAGUUGUGUUUUGCCUUCAUGCCCUGCCCUCUUUACCUGAGACAUACUGUCAUCGGUUCAGAUGGCUGUCAGUCAUGUCCUUUUUUAACUGUGUUUUGGGCUACUUGGAUUCUCUCCAUUCACCAUCAGUUGAUGGAAUGCACUUUCUAAUAAAACCUUACUAGAUAAGAAAAAUAAGCAGACGAUAAUAAUGUCUAUUCUUGUGAGGUGUUUUUAAUCAUAUCUCUUCUCAGCUAGUCUUUUUCAACCUGUCUAUCCUCUCAAUUUCAGCAGUGUUUUAUUCUUAGCCUUGUUUCUGGUACAGAAACGUCUGACCUUCAUUAAGUUCUGUUUUAUAUUGUUUUCCUGUUUUUGAGACACCAUGUUUGACCUGCAUUAAUGUUGGGCCUUUUUUAUAUUGUGCAUUUAACACUUUCUGCUAACUUUAAACUAGUAAAA
Molecule: messenger RNA, 4196 nt
Organism: Rhinichthys klamathensis goyatoka
Lineage: Eukaryota; Metazoa; Chordata; Actinopteri; Cypriniformes; Leuciscidae
Gene: znf652
Product: zinc finger protein 652
Exons: 6
Coding region: 470-2458 (662 amino acids)
Biological process (GO): regulation of transcription by RNA polymerase II
Cellular component (GO): nucleus
Molecular function (GO): RNA polymerase II cis-regulatory region sequence-specific DNA binding; DNA-binding transcription activator activity, RNA polymerase II-specific
Source: RefSeq, a predicted model, not a curated record